UGUGGGGUCGCGAUUCAUUCCACGCGUUUUGCGUCCCUCUUUGGUUUCCAUACGAGAAAGAGAGGGGGAGGGACCAUCAUGGCUUCCAAGGCCGUGAAGUUGACAGCCGUCCCGGCUGCUCUGGGGCUGGCCUCGUUUCGUGUUUAUGCCAUGAGUGAAGAGAAACAUGAAGAGCUCAUCUCCCCACGAGAGCUCACAAUCUACUCCCCUGAUCCUCCUGCAAUGCACUAUGUGGAGGAGCAUCCGGGGCCACUACAGAGAGGCUUGGGGGUGGUGAGAGUGGGACUGCAGCCCUAUGUUCGAGCAGUGAAGAAUGCCUGCACUUCAGUCAAGGUUGGUGCAGUAGCUGUUUACCAGACAGGAGAAGAUACAUACAACUUCUUGAGAGAUCCUCCCCCGGGUUUCCUCCCAAGAGUGGGUGUCAUAACAGUGUCUGGUUUGGCAGGACUCAUACUGGCACGGAAAGGGUCACACUUAAAGAGGCUGGGUGUGCCACUUGGUAUGACAACAGUGGGAACUGCCGUGUGCUACCCCACUCAAACAGUUGGGGUCUUGAAGGUGACCGGUAAGAAGAUAUAUGCUGCAAGUUCAUCUGUGGCCUCAGUCUUCAAAUCGAAACCCAAAGAACCCAUCAUCGCCUCAGCUACCAGCCUUGAGCCAGUGUCAAGUCCAGUACCGGAAGCUGAGGUCCCUGAAUCCAAAGCUUUGCCUGAGUCUACAUCAUCUGAUCCAGCCCCAGCCAUUGAUGCCCCUCCUGCUCCAUCUGAAGAAGUCCCUCAGCCCUCCUCAGAACCCCCAGCAGCCCCAGAAUCUGCCCCUGUAGCUGAAACAACCCCAGCCACUACCCCAGAACCUGCCCCAGAGGCUAUUCCAGAAGCUGUCCCCGCUCAAGAGGCAUCAGCUGUGGAACUGGCUGCUGAAGCGGCCCCUGCUGAGGUCACUGAGGCUGCAUCAACUCCAGAGCCUGCCCCAGAACCUGCCCCAGAGGCUGCAGCUGCCCCAGAACCUGCUGCAGAGGCUUCAGCUGCCCCAGAGGCUGCAGCUGCCCCCGAACCUGCCCCAGAGGCCGCAGCUGCUCCAGAACCUGCCCCAGAACCUGCUGCAGAGGCUUCAGCUGCCCCAGAGGCUACAGCUGCCCCCGAACCUGCCCUAGAGGCUGCAGCUGCCCCCGAACCUGCUGCAGAGGCCGCAGCUGCUCCAGAACCUGCCCCAGAGGCUGCAGCUGCCCCAGAACCUGCUGCUGAGGCUUCAGCUGCCCCAGAGGCCGCAGCUGCCCCCGAACCUGCCCCAGAGGCCGCAGCUGCUCCAGAACCUGCCCCAGAGGCUGCAGCUGCCCCUGAACCUGCCCCAGAACCUGCUGCAGAGGCUUCAGCUGCCCCAGAGGCUGCUCCAGAACCUGCCCCAGAGGCUGCAGCUGCCCCUGAACCUGCCCCAGAGGCUGCAGCUGCCCCAGAACCUGCCCCAGAGGCUGCAGCUGCCCCAGAACCUGCCCCAGAGGCCGCACCUGCCCCAGAGGCCGCAGCUGCCCCAGAACCUGCCCCAGUACCUGCCCCAGCUGCUCCAGAAGCUGCAGCUGCACCUGAACCUGCUCCAGAGGCUACAGCUGCCCCAGUCUCAGAAGCUGCAUCUGCCCCAGAACCUGCCCCAGAGGCUGCGGCUGCCCCUGAAUCUGCACCAGAGGCUGCACCUGCUGCUGAACCUACUCCAGACACUCCACCUGUACCUGCUGAGGCCCCUGAAGUUACUGCUGCUGCAGCCCCAGAGGUGGCACCUGCAGGAGAACCCACUGAGACUCCAGCCCCAGCUGCAGAAGAGGCCCCAGCUCCAGCCCCAGCCCCAGCUGUAGAGGAAGCCACACUCCCUGCCCCUGAGGCACCUGUGGCAGCCGUUAGUGAAGCCGCUUCCUCUAGCAGUGAACCCAGCUUCAUUGUUAUUGAAGCACCUGGCAUAGAGGCAACCCCCCCGCCUGCAGUAGACGACGUGGCCUUGUCUGUGGAAGAGACCACCCCCGCAGCCCUGGAAGAGCCUGUUCCAGUGAAGGCCGUUACUGAGACACCACAGUUUGUUCCUGAUCCUUUGCUUGUGGACCAUGGCCAGGCCCACCCUGAGGACUCUGACAUGUAUAGCACUCGCAGCUAGACCAAAAUGGAGGGCAAGGGAGAAGGGGGGCAGGGGUGAUAAGAGCAGCACUGAAUGGGAGCUGUGGGUGAUUUUCACCACCAGUCAACUCAAGCAAAGUAAUCCAAAGUUCUGGUCACACAGCCGUGCCAUGAGCGGCACACACAGACACACAAUAUUUCGGAUCUGUCAUGUCUUGUGAAGGUGUUUCUCCGUACUUCCUUCUAAGGCCUCAGGCCUUUGAUAACUUUUACCUCACUUACUUAUUGAUCAGUUUACCAACGGUGUGUGUGGUGUGUGUAUACAGUAUGUGAUGAUGGGAACACCAACAUUGUGGUGUCAGCCAGUCACACAUCCCCACACACACUGUACAUAGAAGAAAAAAAACACGGUACAGGGAGCACAGUGAUGUUAUUACUAAGUCACAUUACAGUCAUAAAAAAUAUUAAGCCAAGGGAGACUUCCUGCCCUAACAGGAAGAUGGCAUUCCCACCACUGUAUACUGUGAACCUAUUUGGUACAUCAUUUACCAAACUCAGAUGUCAAAGAAACAGUUUUACCAGGACCAUACAGUCUUUUAUACCUGAAACAAAACUUUUCUAAGGUUUACACAUUUUGUUUAGCCACAUCAAUGUUUUUCUGUCCGCUUAUUAAGAUCCGUAAUAUCUAGACAAUCUAUGCAAUAGCAUCUAUUUGAAAUCUUUGAGUAGGGGUCAUGUUCAAACUUUACUGCUGAAUGUAUAGGCUUAAGGUGUGUUUGGCUAUUACGUUUCAGAUCAGCAAAGGAGCAAAGACAAGAGUAUAAGGCUUUGAGUUGAGUUGGCGGUGUCGUGGCAGCGUCACCUUCGAGGUUUAGGUCUCCUAAGUUUGCAGAUACUACUCGACACCGAUGUGCAUUAAAUAGGAGUAGAAUAUUAACGUGUGCACAUCUGUAGUGUAUUGACUGACUGAUGUAUGUGAUUGUUGGAAUAUUACGUGUUAUAAGAAUGAAUCGGUGAGCCAUAGUAGUUCGGAGGUAAGGGAAGUUAUUUUGAUUUGAGCUUAUUUAUACUUGCGUAAGGAUCUUUCAAUCAUGACAUGUGAUAUUACUUGAAUGCAUAUUUUCCAGACACUUUUUACAGGGUUUUCACAUCAGUAUCUUAAACUGUAAUUCAUGCAAAAAGUGUUCCAUGUUUUCUUACCUAUGAUAAUGUAACAUUUUCAUCUCACUUUCUGUAACUUUAUCACAUGGCUUGGUAUGUCUGUACCUCUGGUGCAAAUGAAAAAGGGGAAUAAAAUGAAGUUUUGGACGUUUUGAGAA
This is a messenger RNA of Sardina pilchardus (European sardine), 3418 nucleotides long. RefSeq names its product apolipoprotein O-like (gene apool). The record is from RefSeq and is a predicted model, not a curated record. Gene Ontology annotation, cellular component: MICOS complex. The transcript is spliced from 9 exons. Bases 79 to 2139 code for a protein of 686 amino acids. Lineage: Eukaryota; Metazoa; Chordata; Actinopteri; Clupeiformes; Clupeidae. Gene Ontology annotation, biological process: cristae formation.